AUGUCACCAGAAAACAGCAAUGUCGGUAGACGACCAGUGAAGGUCGCCAACUGCUCUGGAUACCAUGGCGACCCUGCAUAUGAGAUGUAUCGUCAAGCGACACUCGGAGAAGUUGAUUUCAUCACGGGCGAUUAUCUCGCAGAGGUAAAUAUGGCCAACAAUGCACAGGCUUAUCAGAAGGGAGAGCAUUCCGGUUAUGAGGAAACAGCCUGGGAAGGGAUCAAGCAGACCAUCGAGGUGAUUUUCGCCAAGAGGAUCAAGGUUGUAAUCAAUGGCGGUGCCCUCAAUCCAAAAGGUCUUGCGUCGAAGGUAGAAGAACUGAUACGGGAAAAAGGGUUCAACUUGAAGGUCGCCUAUUUGUCUGGCGAUGACCUGCACUCAAAAUUCGGUCCCAACAUGCCGAGGUCAAAAGACGAACUCCAGCACCUCGAUGGUGAUAACCGGGCCGUGAACCCAGGACCGCUCACAUAUGCUUUUCUCAAUAGUAUCAAUCCCGUUCCUAUGGUCUCCGCACACGCGUAUCUGGGAGCGCGAGGAAUCGUUGAUGGGCUGAGGCGCGGCGCCGAUAUCAUCAUAUGUGGUCGCGUCGCAGAUGCAAGUCCAGUCAUCGCCGCUGCUUGGUACUGGCACUCAUGGAGCGAAACAGACUACGACCGGCUUGCUGGUGCACUUGUUGCUGGUCAUCUUAUUGAAUGCUCUGCCUACGUCACUGGUGGUAACUUCUCCGGGUUUGAUCGAUAUCCCAUCGAAAAAUUUGUGAAGCCUGGAUUUCCUAUUGCAGAGAUCGAGUCGGACGGCUCAUGUAUAAUUACCAAGCAUUCCAAUACCGACGGAAUGGUUGACGUCGACACAGUUCGCAGCCAAUUCUUGUACGAACUGCAGGGUAACGUCUAUCUCAAUAGCGAUGUGAGUGCAAUAUUGGACAAUAUUGCUAUCGAACAGACAGGUCGUGAUAGGGUUCGCGUUCAUGGAAUAAGAGGCUAUGCUCCACCCCCGACGACAAAGUUGGCUAUCUUUUAUCCUGGAGGUUUCGAAGCACAGCUGCUUCUCAAUGCUACAGGAUAUGGCACAAGUGCAAAAUGUGACUUGAUUGAGAAACAAAUUCGUCACUUUAUACCACCUGAAGCCUUGGAAAAGAUUGACACUCUCGAGUUCCAGCGGAUUGGUGUUCCAGCCGUUGACCCUACCUCACAACGUAGCAGUACUACUUACUUGCGAGUCUUUGUUGCAGCGGUCUCAGUGCAAGCAGUCCUGUCAGUGGUGAUGGCCAUGAGGGAGAUCUCACUCAAACACUUUUCAGGUUUCCAUUCUUCGCUGGAUCAACGCAGCGCCAUGCCACGGCCGUUCUUAGCUUACUACCCCGCGAUCGUCAGUCAGGACCUCGUCGAUGAACAGAUCAACUUUAUCGAUGGACCCGACAAUGUCGUCUCAUAUGCAACCGGACACCCACCAAAAUAUGAACCACUAGCUCCCAGAGCCAGCUAUGAUCACACGCCAUCGCCAGAUGAGAAAUCUUUAUUUAACGGUGCUAGCCAGCCCAUCCGCCUUGGUGAGAUUGCGCAGGGUAGGUCUGGAGAUAAAGGUGCGAACCUCAACUUCGGUCUGUUUGUUCCAAAUCCACAAUACUGGCCAUGGCUACGGUCAUAUAUGAGCCGUGAACGUAUGAGGACGAUGCUUGCGGCUGAUGAUGACUGGGAUGACUCGUUUCUGAUUGAGCGAGUAGAGUUCCCCGAGAUUCAUGCCGUGCAUUUUGUAAUUUACGGUAUAUUGGGCAGAGGCGUAAGUAGCUCUAGUCGCCUAGAUGGAUUUGGGAAAGGAUUUGCCGAUUAUGUGCGUGAUAAGAUUGUUGAAGUGCCAGCUGAAUUGCUUUCGUUAAAACCGCACCUAUAA
Penicillium daleae is the source of this 1890-nucleotide messenger RNA. RefSeq names its product acyclic terpene utilization AtuA family protein. The record is from RefSeq and is a predicted model, not a curated record. Lineage: Eukaryota; Fungi; Ascomycota; Eurotiomycetes; Eurotiales; Aspergillaceae. The coding region runs from base 1 to 1890 and encodes 629 amino acids. The transcript is spliced from 7 exons.